This is a messenger RNA of Mangifera indica (mango), 577 nucleotides long. Its product is annotated as 60S ribosomal protein L37a. Gene Ontology annotation, biological process: translation. Bases 153 to 431 code for a protein of 92 amino acids. The record is from RefSeq and is a predicted model, not a curated record. Lineage: Eukaryota; Viridiplantae; Streptophyta; Magnoliopsida; Sapindales; Anacardiaceae. The transcript has 5 exons. Gene Ontology annotation, cellular component: ribosome. Gene Ontology annotation, molecular function: structural constituent of ribosome.
UCGGGUCCUAGGGCAAAAUCUGAGUGAAGGUUGAAUGUUUUGGUAGUAUAUAUAUGUGCGGCGCGAUAACGAUUCAGAUCAUUUGGGUGGCCUCUUUGUUCGGCUGAGUGAGAUUUCUAGGGUUCUGGUCUGCUUCUCCAAACACAUCCAAAAUGACUAAGAGAACCAAGAAGGCCGGAAUUGUCGGGAAGUAUGGUACCCGUUAUGGUGCUAGUCUGCGCAAGCAGAUUAAAAAGAUGGAGGUCAGUCAACACAGCAAGUACUUCUGCGAGUUCUGUGGGAAGUAUGCAGUGAAGAGGAAGGCUGUUGGAAUCUGGGGUUGUAAAGACUGUGGCAAGGUUAAGGCAGGAGGUGCUUACACUUUGAACACUGCAAGUGCCGUGACUGUCAGGAGCACCAUCCGUAGGCUGAGGGAGCAGACUGAGAGUUAAUUUUAUUGCUGAAUGUUUUGCUUUUGAUAUGUCAUUGGACUCUAUUUUUUGGUUCUAGAUGUUCUGAACAGAAUUCUUACUCCUGGUUAUUGGUUUUAGAGCUAUGUUGUUUGAAUCUAGUUGAAUCAAAUUUUGGUGUUAGUAUA